Messenger RNA from Phlebotomus argentipes, 2830 nucleotides. Its product is annotated as homeobox protein SIX6. Gene Ontology annotation, molecular function: DNA-binding transcription factor activity, RNA polymerase II-specific; RNA polymerase II cis-regulatory region sequence-specific DNA binding. Gene Ontology annotation, cellular component: transcription regulator complex; nucleus. The transcript is spliced from 5 exons. Gene Ontology annotation, biological process: regulation of transcription by RNA polymerase II. The record is from RefSeq and is a predicted model, not a curated record. Lineage: Eukaryota; Metazoa; Arthropoda; Insecta; Diptera; Psychodidae.
GCGGGAUACUCGCGCGCGCGAUCUGCUCAAGCACCCAAGCGAACUGUCCGCGGCGAUCGAGAGUGCGUGGUGAUCAGGAGUGGCAUCCGGUGUCGCAAAGUGAGCAAGAUAAUCAUCCAGGGUGUCGACGGUGCCGUCUGUGGCGUCCCGAAUGGGGGUGGGUGGCGGUGUGCGAGUCCGGGAGUGACUGUGGAUCAAGAGUGUGAUACGUGCACAGCUGGCAAGAUAGCGCCCAACGGCCACACUCUGGCGGUGGUGCGUCCAUCCAUGGUGGUGCCGCCGGGUGGCAGUCCCCCGGCGGCCUCCGGCCACCCACAGCAGCCCCAUCACAUUGUGGCGCCCAGCCCUCUGUUCGCGCUGCCCACGCUCAACUUCACCGCCGCCCAGGUGGCCACGGUGUGCGAGACGCUGGAAGAGUCUGGUGACAUUGAGCGCCUGGCCAGGUUCCUCUGGAGCCUACCCGUGGCGCACCCCACGGGCAUCCGUGAGCUGGAGAACUCCGAGGCGGUGCUGCGAGCACGCGCCAUCGUGGCCUACCACACCGGACACUUCCGGGAUCUGUAUUCAAUUCUGGAGAGGCACAAGUUUACAAAGGCAUCCCAUGGGAAAUUGCAAGCCAUGUGGCUCGAGGCGCACUAUCAUGAAGCGGAAAAAUUAAGAGGUCGGCCUUUAGGACCCGUGGAUAAAUAUCGGGUGCGGAAGAAAUUCCCACUACCCAGAACGAUCUGGGAUGGUGAGCAGAAGACUCACUGUUUCAAGGAGCGCACGAGGAGCCUCCUUCGCGAGUGGUAUCUCAACGAUCCCUACCCGAAUCCCAGCAAGAAACGUGAUCUAGCCCAGGCGACUGGAUUGACCCCAACGCAGGUUGGCAACUGGUUCAAGAAUCGACGGCAACGAGAUCGAGCGGCGGCGGCGAAAAAUCGAAUGCAGCAGCCGCCGCUGUCCAGCUCUGGCGCCACGUCGCUGCCGCCGCGGCGCGCCGAUGCGGCGCUCUCGCCGGCGCCGUCGGACGACUCGGACUCGGAUAUCUCGCUCGGCACGCACUCGCCGGUGCCGAGCAGCAUGUCGAUGCAGCACAGCCCUGGAUCAGGAUCGGGCGGCGGAAACGAUCGCGAGGAGCGGCUGGAGGAGCGCGAGAAGGACCUCAGCAGAUCCUUCUCGGCUCUCAACUCCUUCCGCUUUGAUGUUCACUCACCUGCGACGAUGGCUGGUGAGUAAGUUUGUCUGAGAAUUGGGAUCAGUUUGACUUAAUGGACUUCGUUAGGUGCGUUCACGAGCCGCUUCUUGCCCACUCUGCCUUAUCGCCUGGGGGAGAAUUCUCCGCCCAUCGGCUCCCACUCGCCACCCAUCGGCAUGCCGCCCCACCUGCCCCUGCAGCCCACGGUCCUGCGGCCGCAACCGCACUUGCCCGGCCUGCAUCACCAGCUGAACGGCUCGCCGGCGCCCCUGUCGCCGCUGCGCAUCCGCGUGAGCUCGCCGGGCCGCAUCAAUGCCACCGAAUUGGGCGCCGCGGCGAUGGGCAUCUCGGACGCCGGCAUCAUCCGGAUAGCGCCCCCCACCGGCCCGCCGCUCCUCCACCGGCCCUUCUCGCCGUCGCCGCAGCCGAAGGACGUGUCAUGAUGGAGCGCGCCGCCGCGGAGCACACCUCCUCUCGAGGGCUUUCACAGGCCGUAGGACUGUCCGUCGGAAAUCCCCUCCGCCAGUCAAUUACUGGGCACCGCACGAGACUGCAGAGCGUCAUCUUAGCGGCUUCUGUAAGUGUAGUGUUAGUGAAUUAAAGAGCCUCCCAACGUCUCAGCUUCUCGCAGAGCAUCGUUAUCCAUCUGAUAUGAGAAUAAUCUGCCAUCUGAGAUGAUAAUGAAGACAUAAAACAUCUCUCAACGUGAGAAGCAAGAGUCCGAGCGCCAUUUUUAACCAAUUCCCCGGCAUGUGAGUGCAAUUAAGGCAACAUUGGCAAGAGGAGCACACAAAAUUUUCAGGUGAACGCCAGAAGAAGGGAAAUUACAUUUAAUAGAUAUUAUACAUUUAAUAAAAAAAAAAAUUUUAUUUGAUGCAACUGCGCUCAAUGACGAAUGUUAAAUAUGGGAAAGAGAGAGAGAGGAAAAGCGACGCAAUUGCAUUCGACGCAAACACAUAAAAUUUUAUUGUAGUAAAAUUAAUUUUUACUCAAAUGACUCAUUGGAAAAUAUGCGUCAUGUUAAUUGCCCGCCAUGCUUGCGACUGUUGAAUUAAUUAAGGCAAACAUUUCGACAGAGAUGCACUCAAUGCUUCUCCAAUCUUCAACUUGAUCAUGCCCAAUUAUGAGGAGGCGCAGACUUUGCGCGUGGAUUUGAGACAGUCUUCAGCCCUACGAUUUGCGAGAACUUCAACUCAGUCUCGACGACCUGUAAAUAAGGAGAUUCACAGAGAAUGAAUAGGAGUGGAGGGUAUUUACAAAAGAAAAAACAGUAAACGUAUUGAGAUGAUGAAAAUGCAAUUUUUAGGAUGCACAAUGUAAAGUUAUACCUUUUGGUCCAUGGCCAAAUCAAAAAAAAAAGAACAGUGAAUCUCUCACUAUUUCGCGUGAGCGCGAGUAAUAAAACAAGGAAUUAUGUGACAUGAGGCAAGAAUUACUGCGUUUCUAAACAGUGGAGAAGAAGAAUUAACUUGAGUAUAAGAGUGAAUAAAUGAGUCCCUCAGUCUUUUAAUUAAAAAAUUGUAUGUUAAUUAAAUUAAUAUAUAUUAUAUUAUUGAAGAAUGGAAUUAAGAUGAUGUAAGAAGUGGAUAUUGAUGAAGCUGAUGAGCAUAAAGUAAUAGAAUGUAUAAAUAAAAUGGAAUAAUUGAAAUUCAC